AUGGGCAGCUGGGACUGGGCGAAGGCGGGCCCGAAAGAUCCCGGCAGCGGUGCCAGCAUGGCUGAGCAGGACCCAGCCUCAGGCUCCUUGCAUGGAAAGAAGCAGCUGCCAGCUUUCACCUGGGAGGUGAGGGCCAACGACCGAAACUACCACGUGCAAUUCAGGAAGAAAUUGGCUUUCUGUCUGACCAAAAAGAAGUAUGCGGGCAAUGCCAUUAGGACGGCUAAGUACAACAUCUUCACCUUCCUGCCACUGAACCUCUAUGAGCAGUUCCACCGAACGGCCAACGUCUACUUUGUCUUCGUCAUCCUCUUACAGACCUUUCCUGAGAUCUCCACAGUGCCCUGGUACACUCUGCUGUUCCCCCUGAGCUGCCUCCUCACCAUCCGGGGCCUACGAGACCUCAUCGAUGACAUUGGUCGUCACCAAAGUGACAGAAACAUCAACAGCAGGCCAUGUGAAAUCCUGUCUGGGAAGAGCUUCCGCCGGCAGAAAUGGCGUGACAUCUGUGUUGGGGACAUCGUCCGCCUGCGUAAGGAGGAUUUCGUCCCGGCCGACAUGCUCUUGUUGUGCAGCUCGGAGCCCAGCAGCCUGUGCUACGUGGAGACUGCGGAGAUCGAUGGGGAAACAAACCUGAAGUUCAGACAAGCCCUCCUGGCCACCCACCAGGAGCUGGUGAGCGAGGAGAGCAUGGCCGCCUUUGAUGGAUUUGAUUCCAAAAUUAUGAAGAACUGUGGAAAGAUCAAGCGGAAGAAAACCAAGCUGGAGCGCAUGAUGGACCGGCUGGUGAUCAUAAUCUUCCUGGUGCUGUUGGUCACCUCGCUCUGCCUCGCUGUUGCCUCUGGGUUCUGGGCCAGGAUGUUCCAGGAGAAGCACAGCUACCUCUCUGCUCUCUACAAGCACACAACUCCCGCCCAGCAGGCCUUCUUCAACUUCUGGGGCUUCACAAUCCUCCUGAGCAUCAUCAUACCCAUGUCCAUGUACAUAACGUUUGAAUUCAUCUAUCUGGUGAACAGCUUUUUUAUCAACUGGGAUCUGGAAAUGUAUUACGCUGUCAAGGACAUUCCAGCAAAGGCCAGGAGCACCAGCCUCAAUGAUCAGCUUGGCCAGAUUGAGUAUAUCUUCUCAGACAAGACUGGCACCUUGACACAAAAUGUUAUGAGCUUCAAGAAAUGCUGCAUUAACGGGACCAUCUAUGGUGCAGGCAGAGGCCGUGAGAACAAGAAGCCAUCGGGGUCGGCGUUGACCUGGAGCCAUCGUGGGGAGAAGAAGUUGGACUUUUGUGACGCGACGCUGCUGGAAGCUGCCUGGCGGGACAGCGACCCCGUGCUGAGGGAGUUCCUGAGGCUGCUGGCCCUCUGCCACACUGUCAUGGUGGAGGAGAAGGGCGAUCAGCUGGUUUAUCAGGCAGCUUCACCAGAUGAAGAAGCACUGGUGCUGGCAGCCCGGAACUUGGGGUACGUCUUUCUGGCCCGAACACAAGACACCAUCACCAUCAGUGAGCUGGGGGUGAAGAGGACAUACAAAGUGCUGGCCAUGUUGGACUUCAACAGCGAUCGCAAGAGGAUGUCUGUCCUGGUGCGAGACCCCCAGGGCACGAUCCGGCUCUACACCAAGGGGGCUGACACAGUCAUCCUGGAGAGACUGCAGAGACGAGGGCCCAAUGAGACCUUCACCGAGAUGGCACUGGAUCGCUUUGCAGAGGAGACACUGAGGACUUUAUGCCUGGCCAGCAAGGAGGUGAGCGAGGUCGAGUACAGCGUGUGGAGCAGGAGGCACCAGGAGGCCAGCGUCCUGCUGCAGGACCGCGUGCGGGAGCUGGACAAGCUGUAUGAGGAGAUGGAGCAGAACCUGCAGCUGCUUGGGGCCACGGCCAUUGAGGACAAGUUGCAAGACGGAGUCCCUGAGACCAUCCAGCUGCUGAAACUGGGCAACAUUAAAGUGUGGGUGCUAACGGGAGACAAGCAAGAGACCGCAAUGAACAUUGGCUACGCGUGCAAGCUGCUCACGGAUGACAUGGAGAUCCUGGAGGAGAAAGAGAUCAGCGAGAUCCUCAAGGCUUACUGGGUGAGCAACAACAACCUCAGCAGCAGCGAGGAAGCCCUGUGCAGUGGCCACCUCUCCCAGCAGUGCCCAGAGGCUUCGUGCCACAAGAAGAGAGCUCUGAUCAUCAGUGGGGACUUCCUGGACAAAAUCCUCCACACGGGAGAGGUGCUGAAGGAGAAGGGACGGCUGUGGCGGUGGCUGGCUUGUUGCAAGGCUACAGGCUCGCAGGACCGGGACAGUCUGGUGGAGAAGGCCUUUGUGGACUUGGCCACCAGCUGCCAGGCAGUGAUCUGCUGCAGGGUGACCCCCAAGCAGAAAGCCCUCAUCGUGCAGCUGGUGAAGAAGCACAAGAAGGCCAUCACGCUGGCCAUCGGGGAUGGCGCCAACGAUGUCAACAUGAUCAAAACCGCCGACAUCGGGGUGGGCAUCAGCGGGCUGGAGGGCAUGCAAGCCGUGCAGUGCAGCGACUACGCCCUGGCGCAGUUCUCCUACCUCCAGCGCCUCCUGCUCGUCCACGGCCGCUGGGCCUACCUCCGCAUCUGCAAGUUCCUCCGCUACUUCUUCUACAAGACCUUUGCCGGCCUCCUGGCUCAGGUCUGGUUUGCUUUCCACAGCGGAUUCACGGCUCAGCCUCUCUACGAGGGCUGGUUCCUUGCACUCUACAACAUUUUCUACACCGCCUACCCCGUGCUGUCCGUGGGCCUUCUGGAGCAGGAUGUGAGUGCCAAGAAGAGCCUGGAGUUCCCUGAGCUCUACGUGAUCGGGCAGCAAGAUGAGCUCUUCAACUACCGUGUUUUUGGUGUCACCGUCCUGCACGGGGUCAGCACCUCCCUCGCCAGCUUCUACAUUGCGCUCUGGGCCUUUGAGGACCACAUUGGUAGCAAGGCUGUCGGUGACUACGAGUCCUUUGCUGUCACAGUAGCCACGUCGUCGCUGCUGUCGGUCCUGGUGGAGAUCAUCCUGGACACCAAGUUCUGGACGGCAUUGUCCUUCCUGAUGGUCACAGCCAGCCUGCUGCUCUUCUGUCUCUUCUCCUUCCUGACACAAAGCAUCGACGCCUUCAGGAUAGCCCCUGCCAUCUUCUGCUUCCCAGAUGCCAGCCUGAAUGCCCUGACUGACCCCUACGUCCUGCUCGUGGUCCUGCUGUCCCUGGUGGUGAACACCAUCCCCUCUCUCACCAUCCACUUGUACCGCACCAUCGUGGGCAAAGCCACCACCCAGCAGCAUGUGUCAGUGGAGGGUGUCCCUGCGCAUCACAGCCCUGAUCUCCCCAUCUCCUUGCAGAAGAUCCGCCUGAAGGCCAAGCAGCAGCCGGAGCCCUCGGUGGAGCUGCGUGCCCACGUCCCUCGCGGCUCCUUCCACCGCCACUCCAGCUACGCCUUCUCCCACCAGGAAGGCUACGCCGGCCUCAUCACCCGCGGGGACAGCUUGCGUGCUGGGGCCACCCGCAGCACCACCCCAGGUCUCCUGCAGCCAGAGACGACCCCAGCUUUGUCCUCCCUCCCCCUGACCCCAGCUUUGUCCUCCCUCCCCAACGCCUCUGCAUAG
Messenger RNA from Athene cunicularia (burrowing owl), 3594 nucleotides. It is a transcript of the gene ATP8B3, whose product is annotated as ATPase phospholipid transporting 8B3. Gene Ontology annotation, molecular function: ATP hydrolysis activity; ATP binding; ATPase-coupled intramembrane lipid carrier activity. The record is from RefSeq and is a predicted model, not a curated record. The transcript has 27 exons. Lineage: Eukaryota; Metazoa; Chordata; Aves; Strigiformes; Strigidae. Gene Ontology annotation, cellular component: plasma membrane. The coding region runs from base 1 to 3594 and encodes 1197 amino acids. Gene Ontology annotation, biological process: Golgi organization; phospholipid translocation.